CCUUCCAUAGUCAAAGUACCCUGCAAUUGGUAAAGAUAGGAAUUGCUUCAAGAUGAGGCCAUGCAUCCAAGAUAAGCAAAGAAAUACUAAACCCCAGAGGGAGAUCUUGCGGCUGAUGGAUCUAACAAAGCAACCGUUUACCCUUUUUGUUUUCUAUAGUAUCCUUUUCUCCCACAAUCUCCAGAUUCUUUCUUUCUAGUACAAUAUGUAGUAGUGGCCCUUUUCCUUAUCUGAUAACCACCCCAUUCCCCUGGAAAUUUGAAACAGAACCACGACAGUCUUCCCAAUGCUGAUUAUACCAAACCCAUGGAUUUUCUUGGUGGUCGUUCUUUCCAACUCUUUCCUCUGGCUUUCAUUUGCUUGCACAUUCACCGUUACCAACAAUUGUCCAUACACUAUUUGGCCAGGCACCCUUGCCGGUGCAGGGACGCCGCAACUCCCAACAACAGGGUUCCGGUUGGAUUCUGGCCAAAGCGUCAAUAUUCCGACAACUGUGGGGUGGUCAGGGAGGAUAUGGGCUAGGACAGGGUGCCAAUUUGAUGGGUUUGGGAUGGGUAAAUGCCAAACAGGGGAUUGUGCAGGGAGGCUGGAGUGCAAAGGAAUGGGCGCCACACCGCCAGCAUCUCUCUUUGAGAUAACACUUGGAGCCGGCGAUGGAAAAGACUUCUAUGAUGUCAGCCUCGUUGAUGGAUACAAUAUACCUCUUGUUGCCACCCCACGAGGGGUUAGUGGGGAGUGCAAUGCAACCGGCUGUGUUUCUGACAUCAACAUGGGUUGCCCAAAAGAGCUUCAGGUGGUGGACAGCGGAGAUCUUGGCAGCUUAGAGGAAACUAGCGGAGGAGGAGGAGGAGUGGUUGCAUGCAAGAGUGCGUGCGGCGCAUUUGGGUUGGCCGAAUACUGCUGCAGUGGGGAGUUUGCUAACCCAACUACGUGCAGGCCAUCUUUUUAUUCCACUAUUUUCAAGAGAGCUUGUCCCACAGCUUAUAGCUAUGCUUUUGAUGAUGGCACCAGCACUUUCACUUGCAAGGCUUUCGAUUAUACCAUCAUCUUCUGCCCCAGUUUCCCCGGGACGGGGAGAUCAAAUGGUUCAACACCAGCUCCACCAACAUUAAUACAGAAUCAACGCAGUAAUGGAAAGAUCACAGACAUGGUUUCCACCUCAAUUAACAUUCGAUUGCCAAAUCUCUUCAUGUUGACAAUAUCCAUUUUCAUCGCCUUGAAUUUGUUCUUCUAAGACAUUUCGAUCUCUUUGGGAGGAAAGAGCAGAGAAGAUGGCAGGCAUGCAGACUUCCAUAUCUUCACUGUAUCCCGCGCGUGCAUUGUUCCGAGAGUGAUUCCACCCUUUGAAGCAGUUAAUUUUUUUUAUUUUUUAUCUUCAUAUUCAUUUUAGAAAGUCCGUGCACACAGAUUUCGGUACACAAAUUUGGACACAGAUGUAUCUAGAAUCAUUCAACGCACUUGAGCUUCACAAAAUGAUUAGGAAUAGGAAUCCCAUAAUCUUGAGGCAGUUACACUAGAGGGCUAUAGGUUUGUUGAUGACUAAUGGGUUCAUUAACAUUUAUGUAAGUUGCAUAUUUGUCUUCUAUCUUUCUGCAUACUAAAAUAUUGGUGGAAUAUAAUUU
Molecule: messenger RNA, 1622 nt
Organism: Rhododendron vialii
Lineage: Eukaryota; Viridiplantae; Streptophyta; Magnoliopsida; Ericales; Ericaceae
Product: pathogenesis-related thaumatin-like protein 3.5
Exons: 3
Coding region: 287-1234 (315 amino acids)
Biological process (GO): defense response
Cellular component (GO): extracellular region
Source: RefSeq, a predicted model, not a curated record